Messenger RNA from Gaeumannomyces tritici R3-111a-1, 1986 nucleotides. RefSeq names its product solute carrier family 35 member E3. The coding region runs from base 516 to 1658 and encodes 380 amino acids. The transcript has 4 exons. Lineage: Eukaryota; Fungi; Ascomycota; Sordariomycetes; Magnaporthales; Magnaporthaceae. Gene Ontology annotation, molecular function: antiporter activity. The record is from RefSeq and is a predicted model, not a curated record. Gene Ontology annotation, cellular component: Golgi apparatus.
GCUCGUGAAAGCACGGAGCAGGCGAGCGAGAAGUCUUCUCCCACGCAGCACCCCUGAGAUGCCCCCAGCCUGCCCGAUAAUCGCAGCGCAUCCAUAAAUUGUCACUGGCUAUCCCCCAUCGGCACUAGCGCCGUUUGUCGCUCCCUAACACGGGCCACUUUUCCGUGCAUCAGGCGAACACGACCCGAGCCCGUCAAGCCUGACAAGGGGGGCCAUCCCUCCUUUUUCUGGCUCACUUGCCUGGUCGCCGCUUUUUUAAUUUCAGCUUUGUCACGGCCGCCAACUAUCCGCCCAGGCCGGCAAAGAUUUCUGUCGCUAUUUCUCUUCCACCUCACCUUCGCCCAACUCGAUGGUCGAGGCAGUGGCCAUUGUCUCUUAACCCCUCCCCCAGCCAAGCGCCCAGACAGCCACCGAACAAGCACCAUCGACAGUUCUCGCCCCCCCCCAGGCCGUUCCCUCACCCUCCUGUCGCCCUUGUUCCUCGAGAACUCGAUACCUUAUCCCACUUUCGCACCAUGGCGGGAGCAGACGUUCGCCAGGCGCGGGCCGUCUCAGUCGCCUCGUCCAGCACCGAGAAUGGACUUGACGAGCAAGAAAAGCUGGCCAAGAUCGACCCUGCAGAUGAGAAGCGGGAUGACGUCGAGGCCGCCGACGAGCGCGAGGAUGCCGCCUUCCUCGAACCGCAGGAAGGCCCUGCCAAGCCGACGGAGCCGCCCAAGUCGAGCUUCGUCACCGCGUUGAUCUGGAUGGUCAUCAACACGCUUGCCACCAUUGGAAUCGUCUUCACCAACAAGGCAAUCUUCUCGGAUCCGUCGUUGAAGCUGGUACAGCUGACUUUUGCGGCCUUCCACUUCGUCGUCACAUGGUUCACCCUCUUCGUCCUCUCGCGCCCGCGCUUCAACUUUUUCCAGUCGCGCCGCGUCGGCAUCCGCGAGAUCGCCCCGCUCGCCGUGGCCAUGGCCCUCAACGUCAUCCUGCCGAACCUGUCGCUGGCCUUCUCGUCCGUCACCUUCUACCAGGUCGCCCGCAUCCUCCUCACGCCCUGCGUGGCUGCUAUGAACUUCAUCCUCUACAGGGCCACCCUCCCGCGCAACGCCCUGCUCAUGCUGAUCCCGGCCUGCGCCGGCGUCGGUAUCGUCUCGUACUACGACUCGCUACCGUCGGGCGAUGCCAACGUCAAGACGACCACGACCCUCGGCGUCAUCUUCGCCUUCUCGGGAAUCUUCGCCUCGUCGCUGUACACCGUCUGGAUCGCCAGCUACCACCGCAAGCUCCAGAUGAGCAGCAUGCAGCUGCUGUUCAACCAGGCCCCCGUCUCGGCCUUCCUCCUCCUCUACGUCAUUCCCUUUAUCGACACCUUCCCCACCUGGAGCAACGUCCAGUUCAGCCGCUGGGUCAUGAUUCUCAUGUCCGGUCUCUUUGCGUCCUUGAUCAACAUCUCGCAGUUCUUCAUUAUUGCGCAGACUGGCCCUGUGUCUAGCACGGUCGUCGGCCACGUCAAGACCUGCACUAUUGUUGCGCUAGGCUGGAUGACCUCUGGACGUGGUGUUGGCGACAAGUCGGUUCUUGGCGUCAUGAUUGCCGUUGGAGGCAUUGUCGGGUACUCUGUCGUCAUGCUCAAGGAGAACCAGAAGAAGGCCGCCCAGGGCGGAAGGUGAUUUGUUGGUGGUUGAUACCGAUCAGUCGGCCAAGCCGCUCUGCUUAAUUUCAUUCUUGAGGCGAUAGAGGUUUGGUGCAUUUCUUUUGUUGCCUUGUUUUGAUAUGUGCUGCCAAGCUAGGGUCAUGGAUGGUUCGUAGAGGUGUAAACGUGCCAGGUAGAGCUUGAUGUUUUCUGAUGCCCAGGAUCCUUUUAUACGGUGUGUAUCAUUCUCACCGCGCUGCCCUCUGAAAAAAUAAACAGAUAAGAAAAGAAAUAAUCAGCUACAACCAGGCCACUCGCUCUCCCGGGUACAAGAAAUGCCGCCCAAUGUGCCAUUCUAUUCCAAG